AACACAGAUUCCUUUAUAAAAGAUUCUUAUCUGUCUUUACCAAAGAUUUCUGUCUUUACAAAUAGUCUAUAUUCUUUCUUUUCAUUAAUUUUAUUUUAUAAUUAUCUUUAUGUCCUUGAUUUAUAAAUAAGUAUAAUAUUUUAUUUUACGAGUUUAUAGAGUAAACCUUUUGUGUUUAUUGAAAAAAUUGUGCUGAUUGUGAAAUAAAUAUUCAAUGAAUAUGUCCCAACAAGGGAAAAUGCGAGAUGAUGGAUCUCAUCAUGAUGGAUCAUGGCAUUCAUGGGGACAAAAACAUUCUUUAAUUAAAAGACAUCCACCCGGCUUGAGGGGCAAGGAAAUUGGCCUAUUCUACAGAAACCAACAAAAAAAGCACGGUAAAAAGGCAAAAGAAUUCAAAUUUCAUCUAAAUGUGCCAAAGUCAAUAGUGGUUACAUUAAAAAAUAAAUUGCAAGUUAUAGCUAAACUUACAACCUAUCAAGAUAUUUCACUAAUAAAAAAAAUUAAAGAUGGAGAUGAAAAGUCAACAAAAUGUGUUGUGCCUGAAUUUAUUGAACCAAAAAAAGAAUUACCAUGUAGUGAAGAUGAUAACUCAAAAAAUUCUCAUAACAGUAAAGAUAUUGAUGAUUACAAAUUUAUUAAACCAAACUCUAAACCAGCAUUGGUGUAUAAUAAUAAACCGAGUACUUCUAAACUUCCUGACUUUAUACCAGUUUCGGCAGAACCUACAACAGACCAAGGUAAUGAGCCCAGGAUAUUGUCUCUUAGAGGUGCUGGUGACUAUAAAUAUAGUUAUGAAGAUAUCAUCACAGGAACUUUUAAAGAAAAACUAGAAGAAUGUCUCUCUAAAGGAGUCAAAAUAAGAGAAACAAAUAAUGAAAUCAAUGACCUUAGUAUAGCUUUAUAUGAAGAUUAUAAAGACAUGCUCAAAAGAUCAAGUUAUAAAAAACUAAUGCAAUUCAGGGAAAAAUUGCCAACUUACAAAAAAUCAAAAGAUCUUCUUGAUGUUAUUAAUAAUAAUCAAGUAAUUGUAGUCAGUGGGGAGACAGGGUGUGGAAAAUCAACACAGGUCCCACAAAUAAUUUUAGAUGAUGCUAUAUUAAACAAUAAGGGAGCUAAUGUAAAGAUUCUAGUAACGCAACCUAGACGCAUUGCUGCCCUAUCUCUGGCUUCAAGAGUCGCUGAAGAGAGAGCAGAGUCAAUGGGGUCAUCUGUUGGAUAUGCAGUAAGAUUAGAAAAAAUAGAAAGUAGGGAACGUGGAGGUAUAAUGUAUUGUACUACAGGAAUACUUUUGGUCGAUUUGGAAGUUAACCAAGGUUUAACCAAUUACAGCCAUAUAAUACUAGAUGAAGUACAUGAAAGGGACUGUCACAUUGAUUUCGCCAUGUGUAUGUUGAAGGAGGUUAGAAAUAAAAUCCUAUUCAUAUUCCGUGGAAUCGUCCACAAAGAAUUCGUUCCACCGGGGAAAACUGUGAAUCAAGUCUACUAUUGCCAAGUACUCGAAAGAUUGCGAAAACGAGUCAACAGGGUGCGCCCAGACAUCGCUCGUAACUGGAUCCUUCAUCACGACAACGCGCCGUGCCACACCGCCCUCAGCGUGUCCCAGUAUUUGGCCUCUAAAGGGAUCGCCGUGUUGCAACAGCCGCCUUAUUCGCCCGACAUGUCACCCUGUGACUUUUUUUUGUUUCCUAAAACAAAAUCGGUGGUCAAAGGAACCCAUUUUGAGUCGAUUACGGACAUCCAGGCGGCCGUGACGAGGGUACUCGCGGACAUCCCAGUCGAAGCGUUCCAGAAAUGUUACGAAGCAUGGAAAACGCGCUGGAAUCGCUGUAUAGCUGCCCAAGGGGACUACUUUGAAGGGGAUGGCAGAUCUAUCUGCAAAGGAGAUCCCGGUGCGAUUCUAGUAUUUCUACCUGGAAUUGGCGAUAUAACGAAACUCAUAAAACAAAUGAACCGUAGCGGUCACUUUCCUAGUUCGCGUUACGAUAUUCAUCCACUACAUUCAAAAUUGUCUUCAAUAGAACAACGUAAGAUAUUUGAGAGGCCACCAGAGCACAUAAGGAAGAUAAUAAUAGCUACAAACAUAGCUGAAACAUCUAUAACUGUAGAUGAUAUUGUAUACGUGAUAGACUGUGGUAGAAUCAAAUGUACAGGACUGAAUGUGGAAGAUAACAUUUCUACACUUCAAGUAGAAUGGGUGUCGCAGGCAAAUUUGCGUCAAAGACGAGGUCGCGCUGGUCGAUGCCAGCCAGGUAUCUGUCUAUUAAAAGACCAUCUCGUAAAAUUCGUUCCGAGCACGGAAACAUUUGCAACAUGCCUGAUUCAUCAUGGCAGAGUCAUUCUCACCAUUCAAUGGGCUGUCAAACAUUUGCAAAAAAAAAAACAAUGCGGUGCACUGGACGAGUCGGAGAGGCUGACGCCGCUGGGCUGGCACAUGGCGCGGCUGCCGCUGCACCCGGCGGCCGGAAAGCUGCUGCUACUCGCCGCCCUCUUCGGCUGCCUCGACCGCGCCGCUAGUCUCGCUGCUGUCUGGAGCUUCAAGGACCCAUUCCUUUUGGUCAUUGGUAAAGAACGAGAGGUGGAAAUCGCGAAACGCGAGCUGACAUUAGGUGAGCCCAGCGACCACGUAGCGAUGUCGGAGGCCGUAUUACGAUGGGAGCGCCUUCGUGAAAGAGAAGGGCGUGAGUUCGCGUACCGCUACUUCCUAUCUGUCAACACUCUAGAACUCCUAUCCGACAUGAAGAAACAAUUAGGCGACAAUCUAAAAAAUAUGGGAUUCCUUCCCUCGGGUGACGUUAAAGCAUCCUGGGAGAACCGGAAUGCGGACAACAUAAGUUUAUUCAAGGCAAUAGUGGCUGCUGCAUUGUAUCCUAACAUAGGUACAGUCAGAUGGACAGGCACGCGUGGGAGGAAUGCUUUUAAAAAACAAAUGAGAAUUAAAGUGCGAACACCAGAAGAUGGUCCUAUAGAAUUACAUCCCAGUAGUGUGAUGUGCGCGCCGCCACACAACAGUGGUCCCAUUCGGUCUCUGUGUACUAACCCUGGUGCCAACUGGCUCGUGUAUAGACUGAAACAGUUGUCCUCGCGACUCUUUCUUCUCGAUGUCACAUUAGUUUAUACACUUCCAUUGUUGUUUUUCGGCGAAUUGAAGGUAAUAAAAGAAGAAAAAAUAGAAGAUGAAACAGACUUAAACUCAGAGGAAGAAGAUCGAUGCCAAAUGACAAUCUCAACUUACAAAGUACAAUGUAAUCAAGACACUACAGAUGUGCUGUUCGAACUUAGAAAAUUGCUAGAUCAAGUUCUAGCAUCAAAAAUCAUGGUUAAUAGUAACCACGCUGAACAACACAAUGAAUUUGAAGAGAAAGUAUUGAACGCCGUAGUGGAACUGAUCACGGCAGAAGAUGAAGGCACUGAUUAUUAUAAAGAUGAAGACGAUGACACUGCAUCUGAUACAUCAGACUGCGAAUUUGAUAGACGUCGAUUAAAAAAAUAUUAAUUCACUAUUAAAACGUUUAUUAUA
This is a messenger RNA of Galleria mellonella (greater wax moth), 3517 nucleotides long. RefSeq names its product ATP-dependent DNA/RNA helicase DHX36-like (gene Rhau). NCBI's taxonomy places the organism in Eukaryota, Metazoa, Arthropoda, Insecta, Lepidoptera, Pyralidae. Gene Ontology annotation, cellular component: cytoplasm; intracellular anatomical structure; nucleus. Bases 215 to 3493 code for a protein of 1092 amino acids. Gene Ontology annotation, molecular function: DNA helicase activity; G-quadruplex RNA binding; ATP binding. The record is from RefSeq and is a predicted model, not a curated record. The transcript has 13 exons.